AUGGUUGACAGACAUACUAAAUGGGAGAGAGAGUGUGAAGCUUGGAUCAAUUAUGAUCCCUUUUCGAAAAAUCUUAGUGUGUCCUUCACAAAUGUCCUAAACAAUACACUUGUAAAACAAGAUGGACUAUCUUAUAUAGUCGAUCUAAGGCAUGAAUUGCCCGAAUGGGUUAUUUUUGGGUUUUCAGCAGCAACCGGCGGUUGGUGUGAAAAACACAGUGUAACAUCUUGGAGAUUUAAUAGUUCUGAUAUACUACUUGAUACAAACAAUAGUUUACGACCAACGGCCAAGGGGGAUAACAAGACCAGAUAUGUGGUGGGAUUAAUUGUGGUGGUAGUUGUUGUUUUUUUGGCUAUACUUGCAUUUGGUUUAUGGAAGAAGAAAAAUAACUACGAAGGUGAAGUGGAAGAACUUCGAUUUGCUGUGGAGAUGAGCAGUGAAUUUGAGAUUGGUGCCGCUGGUCCUAGAAGAUUCUCUUACCUUGAAUUAGCCCGGUCAACUGCCAAUUUUGCAGAAAGUGAAAAGCUUGGAGAGGGAGGUUUUGGUGCGGUUUACAAAGGUUUUCUGAAAGAUUCAAGAACAUAUGUGGCUGUCAAAAGAGUGUCAGAGACUUCGACACAGGGGUUCAAGGAGUAUGCAUCGGAAGUAAGGAUCAUUAGUCGUGCGAGGCACAGAAAUUUGGUGCAACUCAUCGGUUGGUGCCACCAGAAAAGGAAACUCUUACUUGUUUACGAGUUUAUGGAAAAUGGAAGCCUAGAUUUACAUCUCUUUAAGAGAAAGAGCUUGCUGACAUGGAGCUUUGCUAUAUCUGCACGUUGA
This is a messenger RNA of Erigeron canadensis, 819 nucleotides long. Its product is annotated as L-type lectin-domain containing receptor kinase IX.1-like. Gene Ontology annotation, biological process: protein phosphorylation. The record is from RefSeq and is a predicted model, not a curated record. Gene Ontology annotation, cellular component: plasma membrane. The transcript has a single exon. Lineage: Eukaryota; Viridiplantae; Streptophyta; Magnoliopsida; Asterales; Asteraceae. The coding region runs from base 1 to 819 and encodes 272 amino acids. Gene Ontology annotation, molecular function: protein kinase activity; ATP binding; carbohydrate binding.